CAAACGAGAAGGAAUCUCACAGAUAAAGGCAAGCAAUACCGCUUUGGUCAUCUAUGGAAACAAAAACCCUUGCCAGCUGAGACACAAACAGCUAGCUAGGCCGGUGGAUCUUGACCUUAUCAUUAAUUAAUAUCAGGGAAUCAUCAAUAUUUCUGGGUUAAUCUUCAUGUAUUGGUUUUCGAAAACAUGUAGACUCAACAUCAGACUCGUCUGCAGGAAUUAUAUCAUUCUUUAAUCUUCAGGGUUUUCUCUUCUUCUAUAUUUAAUUAUAUAUAUCCAUUGAUGUAAAUGGGUCAAUGCAUAUCUGGGCAAGCUGGGAAGCAAAGAUCAUCAGAUCAAUUUGGUGGUGGGGGUGAAGAAGAUCAUACAGAGAAGCUGCAGGCCGGGUGUUUGGCUACUGUGAAAGAGAAACGGUCCAGGCUUUACAUCGCUAGGAAAUGCGCGGCGAUGCUUCUUUGUUGGCACAAAUACGUAACAGAGAAAAGACCUUGCUCAUUGAAGGUAAUGGAGAUUGAAGCAGCAGCUGACUACGCAAUGCUGAAUAAGAAUCAUGCAGACCAACCAAGAAUUUCAUUACAUAAUCAGCUUGUUGGCAUUCAAAUAGAUUCUUUAAAAUUUCACAAGAACAUCUUUCAAGAUUUCCACAACAACAAACUGGAAUUGGGCGGUAGCUAAUGUAUUCAUCCCAUAGGGUUUUGAACUCACUAAAAUAUUUAGUGACAGACUUUGAUGCUUGAAAAAUAGAGUUGAGUGAU
Juglans regia (Persian walnut) is the source of this 755-nucleotide messenger RNA. RefSeq lists its product as uncharacterized. The coding region runs from base 289 to 675 and encodes 128 amino acids. The record is from RefSeq and is a predicted model, not a curated record. NCBI's taxonomy places the organism in Eukaryota, Viridiplantae, Streptophyta, Magnoliopsida, Fagales, Juglandaceae. Gene Ontology annotation, biological process: negative regulation of cell population proliferation. The transcript has 2 exons.